AAGAAGAAAGAUGUCUGCGCCCUAUCUUUACCCUUAUGUAUGCAUAGCAGCAUUUUCUAGUUGUCUUUAAGAAGAUCGCUGUUAUUUAAAGGGUUUUGUUGUGGUUUUAUCUCAGAGGAUGGGUGAGCAGGGGAACGGACCGGGGCUCUCCCGGGCAGUGAUCGCUGAAAUGUUGAUAAAAAACUUUGAGAAGCUGCCUGACAUCGAUCAGAAGCUCUUCAUGUAUGGACCCUUGUAUCUGGGGGGAAACGCCGGCCUGGCGGGGCUGAUCGCCAACAGUCUGUACCGGAGGACUCUGAACGUCCAAGCGGCUCGCUUUGCCUCCAACCUGCCGAUGGCCGUGCUGCCCUUCCUCACCACCUGCGCUCUCUACAACGCUGCGGUGUCUCAGCCCCUCCUCACCGGGGAGCUCAACUGCCCCACCUGCUCCCUGCUCAGAGGCGCGCUGGUCGGGGUGGUCGGUGGGGGCCUGUACCCGAUGCUCCUGGCUUUACCGCUCAACUUCGGCCUUGCAUCCAGAUACAGCACCGCUCCGCUGCCAGAGAAGGGCGCCAUGCUGCGCUACUGUGUGGACAUCUCCAGACCCGUCUUUAAUAAGAUGAGGGCAGUUUUUCUUCUGCAGGCUUUCUUCGGCACCUACCUGGGCUCCAGGCAUUUCCAGAGUUACACCACGCUGGCUCACAUCACCUUCGGCAAGAGCGAAGAUCUGCAAGAUUAAAAUAAAAUGCACUGAGAAAAACCUCCUUAUUUUAUACUGAUGCCAAUCUGAUGUAACUUUGGUUGAUUACUGGAGAAUAAAAGGACAUCUGGACUAAUAUUUGUUGUCAUUA
This is a messenger RNA of Cyprinodon variegatus (sheepshead minnow), 830 nucleotides long. RefSeq names its product transmembrane protein 126A-like. The record is from RefSeq and is a predicted model, not a curated record. The transcript has a single exon. Gene Ontology annotation, cellular component: mitochondrion. NCBI's taxonomy places the organism in Eukaryota, Metazoa, Chordata, Actinopteri, Cyprinodontiformes, Cyprinodontidae. Gene Ontology annotation, biological process: mitochondrial respiratory chain complex I assembly. Bases 119 to 718 code for a protein of 199 amino acids.